GUCGAUUUCUCAAAUACGCAUAGUUCUACUACCAAAAUCAAUAAAUGUCUCGUGAAGAUGUGAACUUGUCUAUUUUUCCCAAUAAAAAAACCUCUUUUUAUAUUUUUUCUCCGAAAACGAAAUCUUUUGCCUCGUCGAAGAAGCUUGACUCAGGCUAGAAUCCUCACGAAAUCAUUUUCUUCUUCUUCUUUUAUUCCUCUAAGCUCAUUCUUCAACUGAAGAAGGAGAAGAAUAAAACAAAGAAGAUACCUUUGCUGGAUUUCUUUUUACGAGAUGAAUGAGAGAUUAAAGCCCAAAAUCAGAAAACACAGUAAUUUGUUCUCCGAGUCGAAGAAGGUCGCGGUUUCAAUUCUCUCUGUUUUGUUAAUCUUCGCCUUUGUCAAUACCCUCUUCUACCCAAGUUUUUACUCUGAUUCGGGUUCUGUUCAGCGCAAUCUCGUCGAUUCCCGAGAAAAAUUAGACUUUCCGAGGAAAUCGCAUAAAACGAGGGUUUACAUGUACGACUUGCCAACGAAUUUCACUUACGGAGUUAUCGAGCAGCACCGCAUAGCUCGCGGCGGGGAGAAAUCCGAUAACGUCACCGGGUUGAAUUAUCCGGGUCAUCAGCAUAUGCACGAGUGGUAUCUCUUCUCGGAUCUUACCCGACCCGAAAUCGAACGGGUCGGUUCACCAAUCGUCAGGGUUUUUGACCCGGUGGAAGCGGAUGUUUUCUACGUCUCGGCUUUCUCUUCUCUAAGCUUGAUAGUGAACUCGGGUCGACCCAGAUCCGGGUCGGGUUACAGCGAUGAGGACAUGCAGGAGAGCUUGGUGAGUUGGUUGGAAAAUCAAGAAUGGUGGAGGAGAAACAACGGGAGGGAUCAUGUGAUUGUCGCCGGUAACCCGAAUGCGCUGAAACGGGUCAUGGAUAGGGUCAAGAAUGCGGUUUUGCUUGUUGCGGAUUUUGGCCGGUUAAGAGCUGACCAAGGGUCGCUUGUGAAGGACGUAAUCAUACCUUACUCUCAUAGGAUUGAUGCUUAUGAAGGCGAACUUGGUGUAGAAAAGAGGAACACAUUCUUGUUCUUUAUGGGAAACCAUUAUCGCAAAGAUGGAAGCAAAGUCAGAGAUUUGCUUUUCAAGCUGCUUGAGAAGGAAGAUGAUGUUGUGAUCAAACAUGAAUCACAGUUAAGAGGGAAUAUGCGAGCGGCUAAACAAGGGAGGCAUACAUCUAAGUUUUGUCUACAUCCACCUGGUGAUACUCCUUCUGCUUGCAGAUUGUUUGAUUCCAUCGCGAGUUUAUGUGUCCCGGUGAUUGUAAGCGAUGGCAUCGAGCUGCCUUUCGAAGAUGUUAUAGAUUACAGAAAGUUCUCUGUGUUCUUGAGGAGUGAUUCUGCUUUGAAGCCCGGGUUUUUGGUUAAGAGGUUGAGAAAAGUGAAGCAAGAGAAGAUUUUAAAGUACCAAAAGGCUAUGAAAGAGGUGAGACGAUACUUCGAUUAUGCGCAUCCAAAUGGAACUGUGAAUGAGAUUUGGAGGCAAGUUACUCAGAAGGUACCCUUGAUCAAACUUAUGAUCAAUCGUGAAAAGCGAAUGAUCAAGAGAGAAUCAAAUGAAGGGCAGUGUUCUUGUUUAUGCUCAAACCAAACCGGUAUCAUCCAUGGUGUUUAGUAGCUGCUUAAAGCCUUUUUGUUAAAGUUGAAUGUGCACAUUAACCCAUGACGAAUCAAGAACCAAGUCGGAAGGUCAUGCGAUAAGUACUUGUACAGGUCUCUUGGAACCCGCAAAGAAUAACUUAGCAAGAGAGAACCACUUGUAAGCGACUGAGCAACAAAAGAUGAGAGUAUAUAGUACUUGUAGAUCUUCAAGCAAUGUUCCAUCUCUGGAUCCUCUCGGGAUCAUCGGCAAAAAUCUGUUCUUUCUCUCAUGAAAUUGUUACCGAACUCACCUUCAAGGUUCUUUUACAUCACAAUAAGUCUGCCUUAAGUCAGGAGCUUCUCCAUUUCCACAAGCUCCUGCAUGCACCACAAGGAUCGCAAUCCUUUGAUUCUUUUAUCUCCUUCAAAAGAUGUGUUACUGGUUGCCUAUGAAGACUUUGAACUCUCCACAAUUGAUGACCGUCUCUAGUGUUUGGAUAAAGCUGAGAAGCCGCCCUUCUCGGGCUAAGCUCUCGACUGACACUGAUAAACACAUGAGGUUGGCUUUGGCUCCGUCAUGGCGGGUUGUUUUCGGACUUGUUGGUUUUGGCGUGAGAUGCAAGCAUACUGAAGAAGAAGUUGGUUUUCGGGUUUUUCUUGUUUUAGUUUAGAUAAUUGAGUAAUCUCAUAGUCAUAGAUACUUGACACAAUAUAUGUCAUCUACAAUAAUAACAACGAUGGAAAAGAGCCACAUUGUGGAUAAGUGGAUUAGUUAGAGUGAUAACCA
This is a messenger RNA of Thlaspi arvense, 2394 nucleotides long. Lineage: Eukaryota; Viridiplantae; Streptophyta; Magnoliopsida; Brassicales; Brassicaceae. The record is from the annotation of a GenBank genome assembly.